Didymella exigua CBS 183.55 is the source of this 2824-nucleotide messenger RNA. RefSeq names its product transcriptional activator xlnR. The record is from RefSeq and is a predicted model, not a curated record. Gene Ontology annotation, biological process: regulation of DNA-templated transcription; DNA-templated transcription. Gene Ontology annotation, molecular function: DNA-binding transcription factor activity, RNA polymerase II-specific; DNA binding; zinc ion binding. Bases 266 to 2611 code for a protein of 781 amino acids. The transcript has 6 exons. Lineage: Eukaryota; Fungi; Ascomycota; Dothideomycetes; Pleosporales; Didymellaceae.
CUGGAAUUAGUGGGUAGCGCCUGCUGCGUUUUCGCACGUAGGCUGACAUCGCUUCUCGAACGCAUGGAAACUGUCAGAGCGCAGGUGACGCUGGCCGUGAAAGCACGGCCUCCUUCCCGUCCUAGUGUCCAUGUUCGGACCUCCUCCUCGGCAGAGCUCUGAUCGGAGGCCCACAUAUGCUUUCGACCAUCGCAUGACCGGUCUUCCCCAGACCGUUCCCUUACCUUAUCAUCGAAACCAACGUUCCACCGGUUGACUAGCUACCAUGGAGCCCACUGCGGUUGAUAUGUCCAAGAUGGAGCGCAGGAGUUCCGCGGCUGUCAAGAGAAGGGUGAGCAGGGCGUGCGACCAUUGCCACCGCAUGCGUACACGUUGUAAUGGACAGGCGCCCUGCUCCAGAUGCAUAGAACUCGAAUAUGUGUGCCAGUACAAUAGAGAAAAGAAGCGUCGAGGAAAAGUACCAAGACACAUCCAGAAACAAAGGGAGGCAGAGGCAGCUGCCUCACAUAGCCCACAGACACCAAACGAACUUCAGGUCGCGCCAAGAGGUCUCUUCGAGAGACCCGGUGUCUUGACUGAGAUCGAAGAUGAAGGCUGGUCGCAGUCAGAGCCAACGCCAGUGACGCAACACUUUGUUGCUGGCGGCAAGAGCAAUCUCCAGCACCCCGCAGAAUGGCAGAACUUCAAUCCUGGCGCGCCUUUUGACCCGCCGGUGACACACAUGAUGAUCGACCCACUGCUGCUAGGCUCCAUGCACGCCGAAAUACCACGCAACGAGGAGUUGAUGUACGCUAUGAGCGGACUGGCACCAAUGCCAGCAGAGUACGCUAACAUCGGGUAUCCUCUGCCGUUUCAAGCACCUCGACCAUCAUCGCCACCACACAGUUAUGGCUCUGCAGAGACCGGAUCACCACAGUCUGGAAUAAGCGUGAACUCAUCGCAAGCUGGUGCGAGAGUAAUGUGCAGGUAUCCAGUCUUGAAGCCACUCUUCCCACACCUUAGUGCUAUUAUGACCAUCUCCGCUGCCUGCGACCUCCUCGAAUACUACUUCCAGAGCUCAUCGUCGGUCUUCAUGGAGCCAGUAUCGCCUUACAUCUUGGGGACCGUGUUCCGGAAACGCUCGUUCUUACGCCAGCAUAAACCCAGGAAGUGCAGUCCUGCGCUGCUUGCCAGCAUCCUCUGGGUCGCUGCUCAAACAAGUGAGGCCACUUAUCUGACAUCUUCGCCAUCAGCAAGAGCGAUCAUAUGUCAAAAGCUGUGGAAGUUGACGGUUGACCUACUUAGGCCUUUGGUCCACUCUCCUGCCACACGAACUCAUGGUCUCGGUCGUGGUGGAGUCACUUCAGCAGGCCAAGACACAUUUAACGUAGAACGAGCCAUAGGACGAUACGAUGGACGGAUGGACGGCGCCAUGCCCCCUACUAGCAACCUGGACGACGUAGCCACCUAUCUCAACUUAGGAGUGGUGACUUCGGCGAGCGAGUAUAAGGCAGCGUCACUCCGAUGGUGGAAUGCUGCAUGGUCGCUUGCACGAGAGCUGAAGUUGGGAAGGGAGUUGUCUGCAGACCCUGUAAAAGUCAGCGAUGGACAAACAACCAAGAAUGGCGAGAUGGACGUGAGCACACCGGCCGCAGCGCUUGUGGAAGAGAUGAAGGAAGAGAGACGGAGACUUUGGUGGCUGCUCUACAUGAUCGAUCGCCAUCUUGGACUCUGCUACAACAGGCCUUUGGCCAUGCUCGACAACGAAUGCGAGGAUCUAUUCCAGCCUGUUCCGGACACAGUGUGGCAAGCCGGCGAAUUUUACACUGGUCACCAGGGGCAGAAGAGGAAAGGUCUUAACUUCCAGUGUACCUCGCACGACGUUUUCGGAUUCUUCCUACCGCUCAUGACGAUUUUGGGCGAUAUCGUGGACCUGAACGCACAGAAGAACCAUCCCAGAUUCGGUCAGCGCACAUCCUGGGAGCUUCAUGAAGCGGAGAUUACACGGCAGCUCGAAAGCUACGCAUAUAGUAUCGAAGACUUUAAGGCCCAGCACGGCUGUGGACAGAACGACGAUGUCAAUGCCAACGGAACACCUGACGCGAUUCGCAUGGAAUGGAUCCACCAGACACGAAAGAUUUCCGCCUACGCAACACACAUUAUGCACGUUCUACAUAUCCUGUUGCACGGCAAAUGGGACCCAGUGGCACUCCUCGAGGACGACAACAUGUGGAUUUGCUCGCCUUCGUUCCUCGCUGCGACUUCGAACGCCAUCUCCGCUGCGCACGCAAUUGAAGAGAUACUAGAUCUCGAUCCCGAUCUCUCAUUUAUGCCUUAUCUGUUUGGCAUGUAUCUGUUGCAAGGAAGCCUCAUUCUCCUCCUGCUCGCCGACAAGCUGUCCACCGAAACCAACGAUGGCGUAAUCCGAGCUUGCGAAACUAUUGUUCGUGCACAUGAAGCUGCAGUGGUCACGCUUAACACUGAGUACCAGAGAAAUUUCCGAAAGGUUAUGAUCUCAACACUCGCGCAGAUUAAGGGCCACGGGCAUGCGCGAGAGAUGACGCCUGCGAAACGCCGAGAAGUUCUCUCGUUGUAUCGAUGGACCACUUUGGGCAACGGUCUCGCAAUCUGAGCCCGGCAGUUCGGGUGCUACGAGCGAGAGGAGGCGUACAGGGGUGGAUGAUACGAUGACAUUUUGCAUGCACACUUUACAAGCGACGUAAUACAUUUUUGCGGACAGCAGAACGACUGAUGAGUACAGUUUUGAUACCAGCUUCGGAAAAGGAUACUAUAGGGAGCGGGUAGCGCAAUGAUACCACUUGAGAGUCUAUUUCAGGAAGCAAAC